UCUCUGUCUCUCUCUCUCUUUCUGCUUUUUCUCCGGCUAUCCCCAAAAAACAAAAAUCAAAAGCUCUAAACUUUCCGUUCUUUGGCCGGUGAGAAAGGGUGUUUCUUCUUCGACCCUCUUUUCCUUUCGUUUAGCUUUGCAUGUAGAUGCUCUUUGAUAAUCCUAGCUCUCCUCCACGUUGACUCUUCCUAAUGGCGAAUAACCCAAAUGAAGCCCCGGCGGAUGAUUUCUUCGACCAAAUCCUGGGUCUACCAAACUUCGCGUCGGCUGAUACUGGGUUGGCCGGAGCUGACGGUGGAUUAGCGGGUUCGGCUGCUGCUGGCGCGCCGAUGAUGCUGCAGCUGAGUUCCGGAGAUGGGUCCGGUCACCUUGGUGGAAUUGGGGGUGGUGGAGGAAACGCGUUUCAUGGGCAGGUGUUUCCUCUGGGGCUGAGUUUGGACCAGGGGAAAGGUGGGCUCUUCAAACCGGAGGAGGCCUCUGGUAGUGGGAAGCGGUUUCGUGUUGAGGUUGUUGAUGGCAGAGCUGCUGCUGCUUCUGUGAAAAAUAUUUUCCAUGGUCAACCAAUGUCAGCAACAGUUGCUGCAGCACCACAUCCCCCUACAAUGCGACCGAGGGUGCGGGCUCGACGAGGACAGGCUACAGAUCCACACAGCAUUGCUGAGCGGUUGCGCAGAGAAAGGAUAGCUGAAAGAAUCAGAGCUUUGCAAGAACUUGUUCCUAGUGUCAACAAGACUGAUAGAGCAGCCAUGCUUGACGAAAUUGUAGAUUAUGUGAAGUUCCUGAGGCUUCAAGUUAAGGUUUUAAGCAUGAGUAGAUUGGGCGGCGCUGGUGCGGUCGCACCACUUGUUACAGACAUCCCACUAUCAUCAGUUGAGGAUGAAAGCGGCGAAGGAGGAAGAAACCAACCAGCCUGGGAGAAAUGGUCAAAUGAUGGCACAGAGCGGCAAGUAGCCAAGCUCAUGGAAGAAAAUGUGGGAGCUGCCAUGCAAUUCCUUCAGUCGAAAGCUCUUUGCAUCAUGCCCAUCUCGCUUGCCACGGCAAUCUACCACGCUCAACCACCAGAUACCUCAUCCAUUGUCAAGCCAGAAACAAAUCCUCCAUCCUAGACCAAGAAAAGGGUAUGCAUCCCACCCUCUCUCCCUCCCUCCAGGUUCCCCACAUAUUAUUUUUGUCCAAUCCAACCCGACAAAAAUAAGUUGUCUGCUCAGUUUCAAAAUGCAAUCAAAGUCAGAUACCAUAGUUAUUGCUUUUUUUUCCUUCCUUUCCAACUUUUCUUUUUCAAAACAGGGUUCGAUGUCAAUGCCUAAAAAAUUAACAGGCAGGCCCUGUCAUAUCUUGACAGGUUCAAGUAAAGGAGAAGAAUUGUCAAAGCUCACUUGAUGCUCUUCUUUUUUUCUCUUUUACCAUUGGUGGGGAUAGUGGAAAAUGAUGGAAGCAACUUUUAUAGUGGGGGCUCUGAUUUUUGGUAGUGGGUUGUGGGACAUCCUAAAGGGUUAGAUAGAGUAUAUAAUAUUGUGAUAUGCUAUUAUUGUAGUGUAUUUUAUUUCAGAGGAAAUCAAUGCAGAAGUAGAAAGGAUAUUGGGUUGGCAUUGUUGGUGUAGUCCAAUGGAUAUUGAUGGUGCAUACUUUGUCUAAAGGGGGGUUAUGUUUCCAAAAGCAAUUUGACUUCUUUUUCUUCUAUUCUCUUGUUUCAUUAUUGGAUGAUAAAUCAUUGGAGAGAGG
Molecule: messenger RNA, 1722 nt
Organism: Rubroshorea leprosula
Lineage: Eukaryota; Viridiplantae; Streptophyta; Magnoliopsida; Malvales; Dipterocarpaceae
Source: the annotation of a GenBank genome assembly